UUUUUUUUUCAUUAAGAAUUCUUAUAAAGUGAAUGUGAUUUUGAUCUAUUUUGAAAAUACAUUGAAGAUUUUGAUCUUGAAACAUUGGAAAUAUUAGGAAUAGCUUUGUUUUCAUUUGCAAUGGCUAAAAGUUUAACAGCAAAAAUUGGACCUUCAAUUUUGAAUGCUAAUUUAGCACAAUUAUCUGAGGAAUCGCAACGUUUGUUAAAUAAUGGUGCAGAUUAUCUUCAUUUGGAUGUAAUGGAUGGUCAUUUCGUUCCUAACCUUACUUUUGGUCAUCCUCUUGUAAAAUGUCUUCGUAGUAAUAUAAAGGAUGCAUUUUUUGAAACACAUAUGAUGGUUUCUAAUCCGGAACAGUGGAUCGAACCGAUGGCCGAUGCUGGUGUGAAUCAAUAUACAUUUCACGUAGAACCAGUAAAAGAUGUUCCAUCAGUUUGUAGGAAAGUUAGAGAAGCAGAAAUGAAGGUAGGGGUAGCACUUAAGCCAGGUACGCCAGCAGAUGUAAUUGUUGAUUAUGUUGAUUUAGCUGAUAUGAUAUUAGUUAUGACAGUCGAACCAGGAUUUGGAGGACAAAAAUUUAUGGAGUCAAUGAUGCCAAAAGUAGCAUGGCUUAGAAAGAAUUAUCCUACUCUAGAUAUUGAAGUUGAUGGCGGAGUUGGUCCAGCUACUAUAGAAGCUUGCGCACAGGCUGGUGCAAAUAUGAUAGUAUCUGGAACAGCGGUAAUUGGUGCUACCGACCAGGCAAAAGUUAUAAGAGAUUUAAAACAUGCUGUUAAUUGUGUAUUGAAUAACUAAUAUGAUAUUAUGGACAAAUAUUGUCAACAUUUAAAGAAGGAAACAAUAGGAAAACCAAAUUUUAUUAAUAACAUUUUGUAAAUAUAUUUUAUAAACGACACUUUAAUGAAAUAAUGAAAA
Molecule: messenger RNA, 915 nt
Organism: Polistes dominula (European paper wasp)
Lineage: Eukaryota; Metazoa; Arthropoda; Insecta; Hymenoptera; Vespidae
Gene: Rpe
Product: ribulose-phosphate 3-epimerase
Biological process (GO): carbohydrate metabolic process; pentose-phosphate shunt
Molecular function (GO): D-ribulose-phosphate 3-epimerase activity
Source: RefSeq, a predicted model, not a curated record